Messenger RNA from Athalia rosae (coleseed sawfly), 1779 nucleotides. Its product is annotated as piggyBac transposable element-derived protein 4-like. The transcript has a single exon. NCBI's taxonomy places the organism in Eukaryota, Metazoa, Arthropoda, Insecta, Hymenoptera, Athaliidae. The record is from RefSeq and is a predicted model, not a curated record. The coding region runs from base 1 to 1779 and encodes 592 amino acids.
AUGGCCGGAAAUAAUAGUUAUGAAAAGAAUGGAUUUUCGGAAAGUGAGGAUGAAUUGGACCUCCCAAUAUACGGAAAUAGUUUGAUUCAAAGUGACAGAAAUGAAGAUGGAUACAGUGAUACUGAGGGCGAUAGUGAUGACAGCGAUGUAAUAGUAUACCGAAGACGAAAUGUACGGCGUAUUGAAUCAGAUACUGAUGAUGACGCAGGCACCUCAAUGGGAAAUGAUGACUGGGUCGACGUUACGGAGGAUGGGUACAGGCCCUAUCGAAUCAAUUUUUCUAUUGGAUCAAAAAUGACAGGCCCGCAAGUUUCCUCCGAUAUUUUGGAACCGAUCCAAUUUUUCAAACUGUUUUUCACGGACGAGCUAGUUGAUGAUAUUAUAAGAGAAACAAAUAAUUAUGCAAGAUCUGUGUUGGCAUCAAAAAAUCUUAGCAAAGACUCUGUAUGGCACACGUGGCAUGAUGUUGAUACAGAUGAAUUCUGGGCAUUUAUCGGAGUCAUCCUAGAUAUGGGUACAAUGCCUCUCGCCAAUAUGCAAGAGUAUUGGUCUACUAGGAAUAACAGCAGAAUCCCCUUCUUUCCGAGUGUAUUUACAAGAGCUCGAUUUCAACAAAUAUUUUGGAUGCUCCACUUAAAAACACCGGACUCUGGUAACACGGAUCUAAAUACCCGCAUACAGCGGGUCAGCAUUUUUUUGGAAUACCUGGAUUCAAAAUUUUCUGAAUAUUUUAUUCCUGGACAAAACAUUUGUGUGGACGAAUCCAUAGUUCAGUUUAAAGGGAAAAUCUCCUUCAUUACUUAUAACCCUAUAAAGCCAACGAAGUGGGGUAUAAGAAUUUAUGCGAUGGCAGACUCGGAAACAGGAUAUAUUUACACCAUUUUGCCUUAUUAUGGAAGUCUCACAUCACAAAACCUUGUCCGUCCAAAUCUACCAGUUACCACCAGGAUUCCGCUACAUCUGUACCAAAAACUCUUAAACAAUAUUCCCGAGGCACAGGGUUAUCACAUGUUCACCGAUAGGUACUAUACCAGUAUCCCUUUGGCAGAAGAGCUUAGGAAAUUGAAUUGCCACUUAACUGGGACUAUAAAAGCCAAUAGAAAAGGUAUUCCAUCGGUCUCAAAAAAAACAAAAUUUUCUGAAGAAAAUACCUUCGUCAGCAAGAAAGGGAAUGUCAUGUUCCUGGCCUGGAAAGACAAAAGAAUCGUCUCUUUCUUAACCACAUGGAAUGAUACUGGUAUGGUGGAUUUAACAAGAAUUCUACGAGGAGGGAAAGUGGUUAACAUUAGGAAGCCUAAUGCAAUUACCAGCUACACAGCUUCUAUGGGCGGCGUUGAUCGAGCCGAUCAAUACGCAUCCAUGUAUUGUUUUUUACGAAGAUCCCUUAAGUGGUGGAGGAAAAUGUUUUUCUGGGGCAUGGAGGUGUCGGUCAUUAACUCCUAUAUUUUAUAUAAAACUAUAAAAAAAAAUCGAAAUGAGAAACCGUUGACGCACCUAAAGUUCGUCAAAUUACUGGUCGAUCAACUCGUUAACAAUUUCCGGCAACAAAGGACGAGAGCGUCAACUUCCUCGUUUGCGUCUGCUGAAGUAAGGCUGAACGGUAAGCUUCAUGAAAUGCGGAGAGGGAAAAAAAGAGAUUGCGUUGUGUGCUCGAACAGGCAGAAGAAAGGCGAAAGACAUGAAACCAGCGAAUAUUGCGAUACCUGCCCUGGUAAACCACGAAUGCAUCUUGGGGAUUGUUUUUCAAGAUACCAUAAAAUGAAAAAUUUCAAAAAAUAA